This is a messenger RNA of Hevea brasiliensis (rubber tree), 1409 nucleotides long. Its product is annotated as serine/threonine-protein kinase SAPK2. The record is from RefSeq and is a predicted model, not a curated record. Gene Ontology annotation, biological process: protein phosphorylation; intracellular signal transduction. The transcript is spliced from 9 exons. Lineage: Eukaryota; Viridiplantae; Streptophyta; Magnoliopsida; Malpighiales; Euphorbiaceae. Gene Ontology annotation, molecular function: ATP binding; protein serine/threonine kinase activity. Bases 195 to 1211 code for a protein of 338 amino acids.
AGUAAAGGGACAGUUCCAAGAGAAGUCAAGCAAUCAUCACCCUUCAUUAUUCAAGAAACCCAUAAUUUUCAACACAAAACAGAUCUCUCUCUCUCUCUCUCUCUCUCUCUCUCUAUAUAUAUAUAUAUAUAUAAACUUCUGUUCCAUUGUUUUCUUCCGAGUUGAUUAAUACAGCAGCUAGCCAAUAGCAAUAGAUGGAUCGCUAUGAGAUAUUGAAAUGUAUUGGAUCUGGAAACUUUGGUGUUGCUAAGCUUGUUAGAGAUAAAUGGAGUGGUGAACUCUAUGCUGUCAAGUAUAUUGAGAGAGGCUUAAAGAUUGAUGAGCAUGUGCAGAGAGAGAUCAUGAACCACAGGUCAUUGAAGCACCCCAAUAUAAUUAGAUUCAAAGAGGUCUUCCUCACACCCACUCAUUUAGCCAUAGUCAUGGAAUAUGCAGCUGGAGGAGAACUUUUUGAGAGAAUAUGCAGUGCUGGUAGAUUCAGUGAAGAUGAGGCAAGAUUUUUCUUUCAACAACUUGUAUCAGGAGUUAACUAUUGCCAUUCUAUGCAAAUUUGCCAUAGAGAUCUUAAGCUGGAAAACACCCUUCUAGAUGGAAGCUCAGCUCCGCGUCUUAAGAUAUGUGACUUUGGCUAUUCCAAGUCUUCUGUAUUGCAUUCUCAACCCAAGUCUACUGUGGGAACACCAGCCUACAUUGCACCAGAGGUCUUGUCAAAAAAAGAAUAUGAUGGCAAGAUACAGAUAGCAGAUGUUUGGUCUUGUGGGGUUACAUUGUAUGUGAUGCUGGUUGGUGCUUAUCCAUUUGAAGAUUCUAAAGACCCAAGAAACUUCAGAAAAACCAUUCAGAGGAUUCUCAGUGUCCACUACUCCAUUCCAGACUAUGUUAGAGUUUCCACAGAUUGUAAACAUCUUCUAUCUAGGAUUUUUGUCGCUAGCCCUGAAAAGAGAAUAACAAUACCAGAAAUUAAAAAGCACCCAUGGUUCCUGAAGAACUUGCCUGUAGAAUUCAUGGAAGGAGGGGAAGGUAGCUUGCAAGAUAAUGAUAAAUGUGAAGAAUCCCAAAGCAUUGAAGAAAUAUUAGCUAUAAUUCAAGAGGCCAGGAAAUCUGGAGAGGGUCCCAAAAUGGGUGGUCUUUUAAUUGGAGGGAGCAUGGAUAUAGAUGAUUCUGACAUAGAUGACAUAGAGACAAGUAGUGAUUUUGUUUGUGCUCUAUAAAUGCAGCUGAAAUUAAAUGGCAAUUUAAAGGAUAAGGCCAUUCUUGUCAUGUACAGGGUGAUGUUGAGAGUUUCUUUUCCUUAGCCAUGAAAGCCUUGUGUGUUUUUUUUUUCUUUUGGAUUUGUGUAUAAGGGAAUAGAUGGAUAUAUGUUCUGCUGCUUAGUUUUGUAAUAAUUCUCUUAAAUUUUCUCUUUUUUU